AUGGAAGUCGGACAGCGUGUACGGAUAGACUCGCACACAGCCACAGUUCGAUACAUCGGAGAAGUGGAAGGAUACGGAACGCAGAGAUGGGUCGGACUGGAAUGGGACGAAGCGAGCAGAGGAAAGCACGACGGCAGCGUCAAGGGACGGCGCUACUUUCAGACUAGGUGAAUCCGGCGGACUUUCGCUUUGAACGUGAUCUGUGGUUUCAGGCAUCCAACGGGCGGUUCUCUGAUGAAAGCGGAGAUCGUUCCAGCGCCGACCGAUUUGCUCUUCGAAAUCAGAGACCGAUACGUGAAAGGGGAAAGUGUGGAAAAUGAGAUUGAAUUAACAAGGACGUCGAAAAAAAUCGAGUUAAUCGGGAUGGCACAGACGACCGCCAAACAGAGCAACAUAGAAAAACUCAUCAACAUCGUUCUCGACAACCGCUCCGUCGGACUGCCACCUCCAAUCGAUUCUCCUCAAUUUAUGCAAUGCCGUGAACUGAAUUUAUACGCAAACCUUUUGUACAAAUGGAAAACGGUCAGACAGAUUCUUCAGCACUUUCCUCGAAUACAAGAACUGAACCUGAGGUAACCCCACAAACAUUGAGGUGUUCGACAUCCAAUUAUUCACAGACGCAAUCGAAUGAACGAACUGAUUGAAAACGACGACGGUGAUUCGGAGAAUGGCGAGGAUUCCGUUUAUUCGAAAAGUUGCAAAAAGCUGAUGAUCAGCGAAUGCACACUUUCCGAAAGCUCAGUAAGUGGGAGAGGAGCUGAACUCCUUCGAAAUUCGAAUGUUCUAUGUUCAGAUUGAUUCGGUCCUGCGAAGGUUUCCCUCAACUUCUGAAGUCGUCGCAUUCGGAAAUGACCUCUCAAAGUUUUCCGUUUCGGAUUCCGUUGCCAGUCGUCUCACUUCGCUAGAUCUCGAGGACAAUCCGCUGGGAUCCAUUGAUUCCAUCGAAGGAUCGUUCCCCAAUCUGAUACACCUGUCAUUGGCCAACUGUGGAAUCACAUCUCUGAUCGAAUUUGACGGGUCUUCCAAGUUUCCGCGAUUAGAAUAUCUCAAUCUCCGAAAAAAUUUGAUACUCAAAUGGAGAAGUGUGAACGCACUUCGAUCUCUCAAAAAUUUGAAACAGUUAUUGUUCGACUGCAAAAAGUUGGAAGCCGAGAAAGGAAUCAACACGUACGAAGUGGUGAUUGCGAAACUGAGCAGUCUGAUCGAUUUGAACAGAUUCGAUGUUACCGAGGUGGAAAGAAGGUCCGCCGAAAUCAGGUUCAUCAAUAAAUACGCGGCAAUCCAAGAAAAAGAGGAUCACUCGGAGGACAUCACGCGGCUGGUCGCAAUCCACGGAGAGCCCACAAUCGACACGGCGAAAAAGGGACUGAUGGUUGUGAAAAUAAGGAUUGAGUGUGGGAACCGAGUGGAAACUAGAAGUCUUCCGUUGGUCAUGAGUGUCCAGAAAGUCAGAGAUAUGGUAGAUCAUCAGAGGAAAAGCGUCACAAGAAACUAUUCUUUUACUUUCAGUUGGCCCGCUUGUUCAAAAUUCCGAGUCCCUCGGCCGUCCGUCUCUAUCUGGUGAUGACCGAGAAAGCCAAACAGCAUCGAAUCGAACUGGACAACCCCCUACGCGAAUUCGGCUACUAUUCGCCCUCCGGAGACAAUGAUAUUCUUGUCGUUGAGCACGAUUGA
This is a messenger RNA of Caenorhabditis sp. 36 PRJEB53466, 1674 nucleotides long. The record is from the annotation of a GenBank genome assembly. NCBI's taxonomy places the organism in Eukaryota, Metazoa, Nematoda, Chromadorea, Rhabditida, Rhabditidae.